Molecule: messenger RNA, 2033 nt
Organism: Zalophus californianus (California sea lion)
Lineage: Eukaryota; Metazoa; Chordata; Mammalia; Carnivora; Otariidae
Gene: B4GALT3
Product: beta-1,4-galactosyltransferase 3
Exons: 8
Coding region: 332-1522 (396 amino acids)
Biological process (GO): carbohydrate metabolic process; galactosylceramide biosynthetic process
Molecular function (GO): glycosyltransferase activity
Source: RefSeq, a predicted model, not a curated record
CUGGGGGUGAUGGGGUGAGAGGCCCGGGAGAAAGGUUCGGGCGACUAGGAGGAUGAGAAGUUUCGGGUAAAGGCUGGAGACCAGCUUCAGCAGGGAGGGGGUCCCAGGUGGAAAUAUGGAUAGAGGCCGGUGGGCUCACGUUGCAAAUGCAAGAGGAGGUUGGGGUGCUCCGAAAGAACUGGGCUGUGACCCUCCGCAGAGCGCUGACCACUCCCCCUAGAUAAUGCCUCACAUCUCUGCCCCCCCGGGACCCCCUGAAGUCCCCAUGAUCCCGAAGAAGACAGCUUGAACCUAGAACUCUCCUCUCUCCCUCCUCAGACCUGAGCCCAGGAUGUUGCGGAGGCUGCUGGAGCGGCCCUGCACACUGGCCCUGCUUGUGGGCUCCCAGCUGGCUGUCAUGAUGUACCUGUCACUGGGGGGCUUCCGAAGCCUCAGUGCCCUAUUUGGCCGAGAGCAGGGGCCGACAUUUGACUAUUCUCAUCCACAUGAUGUCUACAGUAACCUCAGUCACCUACCUGGGGCCCCUGUUGCCCCAGGGGCCCCUCCAGCUCCUCAAGGUCUGCCCUACUGUCCAGAACGAUCUCCUCUUUUAGUGGGUCCCGUGUCCGUGUCCUUUAGCCCAGUGCCGUCACUGGCAGAGAUUGUGGAGAGGAAUCCCCGGGUGGAACCGGGGGGCCGGUACCGCCCCGCCGGGUGUGAGCCCCGCUCCCGAACAGCCGUCAUUGUGCCCCACCGGGCCCGGGAGCACCACCUGCGCCUGCUGCUCUACCACCUGCACCCCUUCCUGCAGCGUCAGCAGCUUGCUUACGGCAUCUAUGUCAUCCACCAGGCUGGAAAUGGAACAUUUAACAGGGCCAAGCUGUUAAACGUUGGGGUGCGGGAGGCCCUGCGUGAUGAGGAGUGGGACUGCCUGUUCUUGCACGACGUGGACCUUCUGCCCGAGAACGACCACAAUUUGUAUGUGUGUGACCCCCGGGGACCCCGGCAUGUUGCUGUUGCCAUGAACAAGUUCGGCUACAGCCUCCCGUACCCCCAGUACUUUGGAGGAGUCUCGGCGCUCACUCCUGACCAGUACCUGAAGAUGAAUGGCUUCCCCAAUGAAUACUGGGGCUGGGGUGGUGAGGAUGACGACAUUGCUACCAGGGUGCGUCUGGCUGGGAUGAAGAUCUCUCGCCCCCCCACGUCGGUGGGGCACUACAAGAUGGUGAAGCAUCGAGGCGAUAAGGGCAACGAGGAAAACCCCCACAGAUUUGACCUCCUGGUCCGUACUCAGAAUUCUUGGACACAAGAUGGGAUGAACUCACUGACAUACCGAUUGCUGGCUCGAGAGCUGGGCCCUCUCUAUACCAACAUCACGGCAGACAUUGGAACUGACCCUCGGGGCCCCCGGACUCCCUCUGGCCCCCGUUACCCACCUGGUUCCUCCCAGGCCUUCCGUCAAGAGAUGCUGCAGCGCCGGCCCCCAGCCAGGCCUGGCCCUCUGCCUACCGCCAACCACACAGCCCCCCGUGGUUCCCACUGACUCCUCCUUCCUGCCCUCCUCAAUCAUGAAACUGAAUCAGAGGGGUUGUACUCUCCCCACCCUCAGCUCCUCACUGGUCUUAGAGGGAUGUGGGGGGAUUGAACUCCAGGGCUGCGCUGGAGGCAAGGGCCUCUCCUCACUGCUGGACUGGAGCUGGGCUCCUUCAGUCCUGGGCGGUCCCUCUUUCUAGGGUCACCUGCUAGGGCUUAUGACUGUGAAUCCUUGAUGUCAUGAUUUUAUGUGAUGACUCCUCAGAGUCCCUGGCCCCUGGGGUAAGAGCAGGGCUGGACCCCAAGUCCCUUCCUCUUCCGUGGAGAGAAGAGUGAUCUGGCUUUUCCUGGGACCUCUGUGAAUAUUUAUUCUAUUUAUGGUUCCGAGGAAGUACGUUUGGUGAAGGAAGCCCCUCCCUGGGUACUUUCUGCCAGUGCUGGAGUCACUUCCUCUUCUGGACCUGGCUCAGGGGGCUGGGAUUUUGAUAUAUUUUCUAAUAAAGGACUUUGUCUUGCCUCUG